AUGCUUCCAGAAGCGUUUUGGAUAAAUCGAAAAUAUCUUUCACCGGUAACGGGAAAUCGUACCUGCUGGCACAAUUUGACUCGACUUUACGAUUAUCAGGCGCCAACCAGAAAUUUUGGACACACUGUAUUGACAAUUAGGGCAGAAGUUAUAACCAAUGCAAUCAAGCUGCUGGAUGAAUCUCUACUUGCUAUACGGUGGAUUUAAGGGAACAGAUGAUCUUUUUGAUGAUAAAUUACCUAACAGACCUUUUACAUAUGAUUACAUCAAAGUGAAAACAGCAAUAUCAUUUGUUCCAUAAUACGGAUUGGAGAGCCAACCAGUGGCUAGUUAUGAUCAUCCAACUGAUAGUGAGUAGUGGUGUAAAGCUAUUGAAAAGGACUUAUCAUCAAAUCUUUUUCAUACUUCACCCAUGGUGAGGGUUGCAUCAAUUACUUGUUUUGCAGGAAUAACUUCAAGUGUAUUAUUUUCCCUUCCAGAGGACAAACUGGAUCAGAUCAUCACUUAUUCUUGCGGAGACCCUUUGCAAGUUUAUCAAUACUGCUAAAGUCAAUAGUAACCAUCCGUUAAGCUAGGUGAGUACUAAACUUUCAUUUUGACCAUUCUACCCCUAUGCAUUGUUUUGUUUUUAUAAAUUCACUCAUAUUUGAAGUGAUAUACUUAAAGGAUUGCGACAAAAUGGUUUUUUUGUUAAUAAAUUGUUCUUUAUGCCUUACAAGAGAUGGUGAUAUAGUAAAAUUGUAACUUGUC
Molecule: messenger RNA, 750 nt
Organism: Lactuca virosa
Lineage: Eukaryota; Viridiplantae; Streptophyta; Magnoliopsida; Asterales; Asteraceae
Source: the annotation of a GenBank genome assembly